GUGACAGUACACACCCAUCAGAGAGACACAGGGCUCCUGAUCAACAGGAGGAGAGAGCACACAGAGAGACCAGAAGACACAGACAGAGACAGUGACAAGAAGAGAAAGAGGAAAGAGACCCCGGUACUGUGAUUGAGUCAUCAAGGCAGUGGAAGCAGGAUGUGGGUCCUCAUCUCGGCAGCUCUACUUCUCUCUCUGACAGAGAGAGCCACAUGCGAUACAUCACCCUGGACCAUCACCUUCAGUCCAGCAGAAAUAACAGCAGAGAAGGGACUAUGUGCUGUUAUUUCAUGUACUUUCACUCACCCUGAUAACAUCAAGCCUACCGCUGCAAUGUGGUUCAAGUGCCCUACAAAGGGCAAAUGUGAUAAGGAUAAAAACACAAUGUUCCACUCCAAUACUCCCUCUAAAGCUCAGGAGGGUAUUAAACAGAGAGUGUCUCUACUGGAGACUGAUCUGACAAAGAAGAACUGUAGUGUGAUCAUCAACGACAUCAGAGAGACUGAUGCUGGAGAGUAUCAAUUCAGACUUCCAAGUUCAUAUACAUACUCGAAGAAAGUGAGCAUCACAGUGAGCGCUCUGACCCAGAAGCCCUCAGUGUUGACUCCUCCUCUGACAGAGGGAGAACCAGCUACUCUGACCUGCAUCGCCCCGGGGAUGUGCUCUGGAACUCCUCCUAACAUCACAUGGACAUGGAGAGGAACAGGAGACAACAUCACUGAGCUCAGAGACAACACCACCAUACAGGAGAGAGAGGACCUGACCACUGUGACGACAACCCACUUCUCAACGUUGACCUUUACCCCCUCAGCUGAACACCACAACAUGAUGGUUACGUGUCAAGUAACCUUCCAGAAAAAAUAUCAAAUUGAAGAGACAGUAACUUUGAAUGUGACAUAUGUGAAAGACCCCCAAAUAACUGGAAAUGAAAUGGUGAAGGAGAAUGGUACCCUGGAUCUGAUCUGCAGUGUUGACAGUUACCCUCCAUCUGAUAUCACUUGGAGUAAGAAUGGGACAAGUGCCCCACUUCAGAAUUACACUGAAAAUGCCACUCUCACCAUCUCCGAUGUGACAAGAGAACAUGCUGGGGAGUAUGUGUGUACAGUUCAACACUUCAACAGGACUAUGACAGCUUCCACUGUUGUCACUGUGAUGUACCUUCCUGUGAUUCUUCCUGGCUCUGGGUGUGUGGACCAGGCAGAGGUCAUGACCUGUGUGUGUGUCAGUCAGGGGGUUCCCUCACCCCACAUAGUGUGGAAACUGCUGGAGCUCAACACAGAGAGGUGCAGCCCCACUACAUCAGUUUUGGGUUCCUCAGUGAACAGCACCAUCAGCCUGCCUGUUGGAAACCACAACAACACCACUGUGGAGUGUGUCAGCAGCAAUGCGGUGGGUGUAGUGAGAGAGAAGCUGCAGGUCACACAAAAUAAGAGCCAAGAAAAGCAAAGAGAGAAGGAAUUGGAAGGCAUUAUAGCUUUGCUGUCGGACCUAAAACUGAUUACUGCAUUUGUGGUUGGUGCAGCCCUCUCAGCCACCAUCUGUUGUAUCUUCCUGUGUUUGAAAGGGAAAUGUAAAAGACAAAAAGAGAGGAUCCCAAUGUACUCAGACUGCAAAAGCCCUUUCAUGAACCUGGAGAUGGUGACAUGUGAAGACCAACAGACGGAUGCAGGACAGGCUGUGGGGGGCGAACAGACCCCUCUGCAGUUGGAGCUGAGCGAGGGAGCUGAAAAUAGAGGGCCCCAGACCAGUGGAGCCGCGGGAAAAUUUGCUACAGGGGGAGAACUAAAUGAAGUGGACUACGCCAGAAUCAACUACUCCCUGCUGAAGAAGAAGACUCCUGAGGAGGCAGAGAAGAAGACCACUACCACAGAGUCAGACUAUGCCAAAAUCAAAAGAGAGAAGAAGAAAGAAGGGGAUGAAGAUGGAGGAGAGGGGAGUGGUGUGAAUAUGGGGAAGGAUGAGGAGAAAGAGACCGGUAAGCCAGCAGCAGAGUCCGAUGAGGAUACAGCGCUUUACUCCAACGUCAAGGCUAUUAUGGGUGGUGGUGAGUGACAAAGCAAUUUUCGCUAGAAACAUGGGGGAAAGCAUACAGUAUUAGCCAUGGGUUCUUAUAUCAUUUUCUGAAUCCGGAUUGAGUUUUAUGAUGAUACUGAGACUUUUGUUUAACUGAAGCUAGUGUAGUUAGUAGUUUUGGUAAAUUCUUUGUUUUACAGCGCUGUGUCAGCUGGUACUGUAUGUUCCUGGUGGUUGUAUUCAAUAAGAAUAUUUUCUAGUUGUACAUAGAAGCAAGUUUUGGUAAUGUUUUUCAAGUGUCAUUUGACUUCUGUAAUAAUUCUGUUUUGUCACCACGAGGAAGGACUGACAAAGAUGUGGUUUGGAAAAGGUAAAGACAAGUUGACUUAGAUUGUUGACAACAUGUAAAGUAUAUUUCUUCUCCAAUGUUUAUUGAAAAUAAACAUAUUACAUAUUAA
Molecule: messenger RNA, 2471 nt
Organism: Oncorhynchus mykiss (rainbow trout)
Lineage: Eukaryota; Metazoa; Chordata; Actinopteri; Salmoniformes; Salmonidae
Source: RefSeq, a predicted model, not a curated record